AUGGACAAACAAGCCAAAAUGAAUACGAACCAAGUGACCGAUGAUGUGAUUCGUGAAGAAGUCAUACGUUUAGGCGAAGACAACCGAGAACUGCGACGUGAGAGAGACCGUAUGACUGUGCAAAGAGAUUUGGCAGAGAAGCGAGUCGAGGAAUUGACUUUGAAGCUGGACGGAGCUUGCCGAGAACGAGACCAGUCAAUCCUCACGGUGAUGAAUACAGCGAGACAAUCGAUGCCGGUUCCGGGAAGAAACAACAACAGUCGUGUUCCCCGACGAGAAAGCUCUCACUUGCCGUACAACAGUCCGGAGCGGUUCAAUAAUCCAAAGUUUCCCGACGCACCUGUAUUCUCAGGAGAUCGCGGCGCAUUUGAUAGCUGGAGAGACAAGGUGCAGGAUAAGCUGAUGAACAGCGCCGCUCAAUACCCGAAUGAAGAGCAACGGAUUGCCUACAUCCGCAGCCGCACUGACGGUAUCGCGUAUCAACAAAUCAGAGCUCACGUAUACGUCCUGGAGGACAUUUAG
Penicillium crustosum is the source of this 522-nucleotide messenger RNA. RefSeq lists its product as uncharacterized. The transcript is spliced from 2 exons. NCBI's taxonomy places the organism in Eukaryota, Fungi, Ascomycota, Eurotiomycetes, Eurotiales, Aspergillaceae. The record is from RefSeq and is a predicted model, not a curated record. The coding region runs from base 1 to 522 and encodes 173 amino acids.